GAUCCAUACAUAUCGAUAUAUAUAGCAUCUCGAUUAUUAUGUGUAUGGCAACAGUGGCGAGUGAGUGGUGACUGUAGCAAGUAUGGCUGCCGAUUGCAAACGUGUACGAACAAAUGUAACGGUCGCCGGUGCGCCUUCCUUUCCCCCCGUGUUUUUCUCUCUCUACCUCACAAAUACCACCAAAAUGGAGUUAUUCUUCGUACAAUCGUACUCACUACUAAGGUUACAAAACCUGAAGAACAAAGGAAAAUUAAAGGAAGCAGCAAAUUCCAGCGAAGAGACGAUCGGAAAAUCGGCUACCGAUUCGACAUUUUUCAUUCGGAAAAUCGUCUCCAUUUCUACGUUCGAGUUUCCUCUGAAGCGCGCCGAUUUGGAAAAGAAAUUCAUAUCUGAAGAAAAAUAUGAAGAACGUAAUGGGUGAUAUACAAGAUCUGAUCGAGGAAGCUAAGCUUCGGACGGUGUGGUGGAUUCUGUGUAUAUUCGCAGUGACUUACUUCUUGACACAUACCAGUAAAUCAAUGCUAAUGAAUAUUCCAAUAGCCGUCCUCUUGGUAUGUGGACUAAGAAUAUUAUUUAAUGAGGUGGAGUUCCAAUGGAAAAUUCGAAAUACGAGAAGAGUAUCCUACUUGUCACACUUGGAGAAGAAGCAACUAUCUGUGAAUGAUUCUCGUAUCUGUGCCCAACCUCCCACACAAGAAUGGAAGAGAAAAAUAGAUUCCCCCGUUGUCGAAGCAGCUAUUGAGGAUUUCACAAAUAAAAUUUUGCAUGAUUUUGUCAUAGAUUUGUGGUAUUCAUAUAUUACACCUGAUAAAGAGGCACCACAGCUUAUACAUGAUAUAAUCAUGGAUGCUCUUGGAGAAGUAUCUGGAAGAAUCAAAGAAGUAAAUCUUGUUGACCUGUUAACAAGGGACAUAGUAGACCUGAUUGGAGAUCAUAUUGACCUCUUUAGAAGAAAUCAGGCUGCUAUUGGCAGGGAUGUUAUGGGAACACUGUCUUCUGAAGAACGGGAUGAAAGUUUGAAACACCAUCUCAUGGCCUCUAAGGAGCUUCAUCCUGCUUUGAUAUCUCCAGAGUGUGAGUACAAGGUAAUUCAGCAGCUCAUGAGUGGACUUUUAGCUGUUGUGUUACAACCAAGGGAAGGGCAAUGCCCUUUAGUUCGAUGCAUGGCUCGAGAGAUCUUAACUAGCUUGGUAGUGCAACCUCUUAUGGAUUUUGCUAGCCCAAGUUAUAUCAAUCAGUUGAUUGAGUAUAUAAUCCUUGCCUAUAAAGAGUGGUUCAAGGAUGUUUUCACUGAUCAAUCACCUAAUGUGGAGGAGGUUCAUAACCGUGAUCACACAGUUUCGGGAGAACAUGGUACCAACAAUCAAGGAGCUGACGAAUCUUUAUCUCGAUUGAAUGAUAACAAGGAACUAGAGCCGGGCGCCUCUGUAAAUCUCUUAUCUUGUACAGAUGAAUCCAUACAUUCACGACCCGCUGAAUGGGCAAAAGUGUUUGAUGCAGCAACUCAAAGAAGAACAGAAGUUCUUAUGCCUGAAAACCUUGAGAACAUGUGGACUAUAGGAAGAAACUAUAAAAAGAGACUCCAAAAGAAGCCUAGUUCAGAAUUUCAAGUCCCUGAAGUCACAAGCAUGACAUCACCUAGAAUAGAAGAUAAAGCUUCGAAGAAACUAAAACCUUGCAUCCAACAAGAUAAUCGAUCUACUGAUCCUAGUACUGAUGCCUUAACCAGGUCACAAGACCUUAGCAAGAAUGCAUUUUCAGAGGAAGGGUCUGCUAUUCAUGAGCUGGAAGAUGCUGCUAAUGUUGUUUCCCAUGAAAAUGGAAAUAGUCUUAAGAGAUCAAACAGCAGUAUUGAUUCAGACGUUCAGUCGAACCUGGAACACGUGUCUACUAGUAAAGACACUGCACCAUCCACUAUUACUGAAUCCUACACUGCAGAGGUUAACGAAGGUAAUGCAGACAGUAUGAAGAUCAGUUCAAAUAUGGUACCACACAGCAAUGUUCUGCAUGCCCCCAAGUUGAGAUGUCGGGUUAUUGGAGCAUACUUCGAGAAACUUGGCUCAAAUUCUUUUACAGUUUACUCAAUCUGUGUGACUGACGCUGACAACAUCACUUGGUUAGUCAAGAGAAGAUAUAGGAAUUUUGAGAGAUUGCAUAGGCAUCUUAAGGACAUUCCUAACUAUACCUUACAUUUGCCUCCAAAAAGGAUAUUCUCUUCAAGUACAGAGGAUGCUUUUGUUCACCAACGUUGUAUCCAGCUUAACAAGUAUCUUCAAGAUCUUUUGGCAAUUGCCAAUGUUGCUGAGCAACAUGAAGUAUGGGAUUUUUUGAGCGCCUCGUCUAAGAAUUAUUCGUUUGGAAAAUCGCCUUCUGUGAUGACAACUCUAGCAGUUAAUGUGGAUGAUGCUGUCGAUGAUAUUGUGCGCCAGUUCAAAGGGGUUUCUGAUGGUCUAAUGCGGAUAAUGGUUGGCUCACUGUCUUCUUCUGAUGAACAGACUUCUUCAGUUACAAGCAGAAACUUGUCCUGGAAUUCUGAUGAAACGAAUAAGUUGGUUAUGAGGCAAUGUACAUUAGAUUCUCUUGAUAGUUUCUCUGAUAACGAGGAAGGUGAUAAGGAUGUAAACCAUGGACAACAUGAACUAGAAUAUUCCACACAAGCGAAUGAAUCACCUUCAGACAAUGAACUGAAAGAGGAUCCGACAGGGGUGCCGCCAGAGUGGACACCACCAAAUCUAAGUGUUCCAGUCCUGAACUUAGUUGAUAAAGUAUUUCAGCUCAAAAGAAGAGGCUGGCUAAGGAGGCAGGUCUUUUGGAUAUCAAAGCAAAUAUUGCAAUUACUCAUGGAGGAUGCCAUUGACGACUGGCUUUUAAGGCAAAUUCAAUGGCUCCGUAGGGAGGAUGUUAUCGCGCUAGGGAUUCGAUGGAUCCAAGAUAUUCUAUGGCCUGAUGGAACAUUCUUUAUGACAUUGCGCAUUCAAAACAAACUAAGAGGCGGUCAAGCUAACCAGGGAUCAGGAAAUAAAGAGAAACAAGUUGGGAAAACGGUCACUCAACCAGAAUCAUUUGAGCAACAGCUCGAAGCUGCUCGCAGAGCUAGUGAUAUUAAAAAACUAAUCUUUGAUGGUGCUCCAACUGCUUUGGUCAGCAUGAUCGGGCAUAAGCAAUACAGACGUUGUGCUAGAGAUAUAUACUAUUUCCUUCAGUCUACGAUUUGCUUGAAGCAACUUGUGUACGGAAUAGUGGAACUUGUUUUGAUAUCGAUAUUUCCAGAACUGCGUGAAGUUGUGAGGGAUAUCCAUGAAAAGAUGCAUAUGCAGCCUCCAUAGAAAGAUAAAUGAGAAUCUAAUAUUAUUACCAAUUCGCAGGUCGAUAUAUGUAAGUCGAGAAUCUCAUCUGCAAACUAUCUAUAUAGUUAGUUUUUCUUCUUAACAUUCGAUUGCCGUUUCCCAAAAUCGAAUAGAUUCAUGAAAGUGGAAGAGCCCUUCAUUUCACCCUACAAGACCUUCAUCAUAAUUAAUGGGAAGUACAUUAGGAUUUUCUUUUU
Erythranthe guttata (spotted monkey flower) is the source of this 3544-nucleotide messenger RNA. RefSeq lists its product as uncharacterized. Gene Ontology annotation, molecular function: phosphatidylinositol binding. NCBI's taxonomy places the organism in Eukaryota, Viridiplantae, Streptophyta, Magnoliopsida, Lamiales, Phrymaceae. The record is from RefSeq and is a predicted model, not a curated record.